AUGAAUAAGGAUUUUGCUUGUCUUAAAACCUUCUUUAAGCAAAUGCUUAAGGAAAAUGAAAGGCAUAUUGUUUUUAAAAAGGUGGUUGGUGUUAUUUUAGGAUCUGAAUGGAGUGAUGAGGUUAUGAAUGAACUUGUUGAGCUUAAAAUUCGGCUUUCCGAUAGUUUUGUAAUAAGGGUUUUGAAAGAGCUUCGAGAUUGUCCUUUAAAGGGUUAUGAAUUCUUUCGUUGGGUUGGGAAGCAAUCUGGUUAUCAACAUAAUACGGUGACUUACAAUGCAGUUGCUAGAGUUCUUGCAAGGCCUGGUUCAAUUGAGGAGUUUUGGAGUGUUCUUGAAGAGAUGAAAAGUGUGAAUCAUGAAUUGGAUAUCGAUACUUAUAUGAAGAUAACAAUGCAGCUUGUAAGGAAUCAUAUGAUGGAGGAUGCUGUCAAGCUUUAUGAGCAUAUGAUGGAUGGUUCAUAUGUGCCAUCGGCUCAUGAUUGCUGUGUUCUUUUAAACGCCAUUGCUACAAGCGAUUCGUCAAAUUAUGAUCUUGUUUUCAGGGUGGCCAAGAAAUAUGAAUCUGCAGGGGAUACUCUCACAAAGGAAAUCCACGAUGGAAUACACAGGUGUUUGACAAAUGCUGGGAAAUUUGAUGAAGCUGAAAAUAUUGUUAAGACGAUGAGAAAUGCUGGCUAUGAACCUGAUAAUACUACCUACAGUCAAGUGGUUUUUGGACUUUGUAAGAUGAAGAAGGUUGAAGAAGCAUGUAAGGUGCUGGAGGAGAUGGAGUCUAGUGGCUGCAUCCCUGAUGACAAAACUUGGUCCAUCUUGAUCCAAGGGCAUUGUGCUGCCGAUGAAUUAGAUAAGGCAUUACUUUGUUUAAGUAAGGUGAUUGAAAAAGACUGCAAUGCAGAUGCUGGUGCGAUAGCCGCUCUGAUUGAUAGUUUUCUUAGUCAAGAGAAAAUAGACGAUGCAUACAAGUUUCUUGUAGAGAUGGUUAGAAAUUUCUCCACUUCUCCUAGGCAAUGUAAGUAUGAGAAAAUGAUUGAAAACCUGUUAGGAAUCGGAAAAUUUGAAGAUGCACUUGACCUUCUCUGUUUGAUGAGGAAACACAAGUACCCUCCAUUCAACAAACCCAUUGUGCAGUAUGUUUCAAAGUAUGGGACGGUGGAGGAUGCUGUGAAAUUCCUGAAGGCAUGGAGAAAGGGAAGUCCUCGGUCCCAUUCAGCCUAUCUUCAUGUUUUUGAAUCUUUCAAAGCAGAAGAUAGACUCUCCGAGGUAAAAGAUCUAUUGUGCAAGUAUCCUUUUCAAAUAAGAAGACGUAAAAAAGUCAGUGAAUUUACUUCUUUAUGUGAAGACUCGGAUGCUGCUAGUAGUGCUACUUGA
Molecule: messenger RNA, 1368 nt
Organism: Trifolium pratense (red clover)
Lineage: Eukaryota; Viridiplantae; Streptophyta; Magnoliopsida; Fabales; Fabaceae
Product: pentatricopeptide repeat-containing protein At3g48250, chloroplastic-like
Exons: 1
Coding region: 1-1368 (455 amino acids)
Biological process (GO): RNA splicing
Molecular function (GO): protein binding
Source: RefSeq, a predicted model, not a curated record